This is a messenger RNA of Maniola jurtina (meadow brown), 409 nucleotides long. It is a transcript of the gene sun, whose product is annotated as protein stunted. The transcript is spliced from 4 exons. Gene Ontology annotation, cellular component: mitochondrial inner membrane. The coding region runs from base 107 to 280 and encodes 57 amino acids. The record is from RefSeq and is a predicted model, not a curated record. Gene Ontology annotation, molecular function: proton-transporting ATP synthase activity, rotational mechanism. Lineage: Eukaryota; Metazoa; Arthropoda; Insecta; Lepidoptera; Nymphalidae. Gene Ontology annotation, biological process: proton motive force-driven mitochondrial ATP synthesis.
ACCCUUUAUCUAUGAUAUGUUACAUCACAUCUUUGAAUUCGAGAUUCAAUUUUCUGAUUGAGUUUAUCUUCUACUUUGCACGUAACUUUUCCGAUUCCAUCUCAAAAUGAGUGCCUGGAGGCAAGCCGGUCUUAAUUACAUAAACUACUCCAACAUUGCUGCUAAAAUUUUGCGAAAAUCAUUAAAAGCUGACUUCCGAACAGAAGCGCUACGGCGAGAUGCGUCCCACGUUCGUAUCACUCCAUGGGCUAAUGGCAGGCCAGCACAUGAAAAGGAUUAAUUGAGCUUUUUAAGACUUGCAACAAAAAGCUGCCAAGUAGAAAAUUAUGGACAUCAAAGAAAAUCAGUGAUGAAUUUUAUUUAACUUGUAUAUUAGCAUUAUUGUAAUAAAUAUUCACUUGAAAACAUC